CUCCGUCGCUCUCAGGUCCUUCCAGUCUCCGUCGCUCUCACUUUGCGUGUGCGUGUAGCCAACUAGCCCUUGUUGCUGUCGAGAUCAUGGACACCGAAGCGGCACCGCUGGCUGCAGCGAAGUUUGCCGACCAGGCUGCAAGGGCCAAGAUUGCCCUGAAUGGACAGUUCGUUUUGGCAAUGGCUAGCUAUCCAUUCGUGGUUGGGUUCACAUUUGCGGCUCGUAGUGGGCUCCUAAAUGUGGUGAAACCUGCUGGCGUGCCCUCUACUGGAUUUGAUUUAUGGAAAACAAGCGACGCGGCAAGCCUUGUGAAGACUGCUUUGUCCUUCACCGCUGUACUCGCUGUUCAUGUGGUCUUAUUGGGCCAUCUUUUGAUGAUGCGCCUUCCAGGAGCACCUUACCUGAGCAGACAGUGCUUGGUUGCUGGUCCGAUGCUCCUUUUCUUCAUCACCAUUAAUUACUUCUACACCUAUCUCACCCACACCCGCUAUGGUGCCUCGACAAAGGAGUGGUAUAUCUUUACCGUCUUCACCGUUUUGCUUGUGGUUAUUACAGGCUGGAUGUACUUGGUACCGAUCAAGCAAGAGACCGUGGCGAAGAACGGAAAAGAGCCAGAACCUGCAGCACAGGUCUAAGGAUUAGAUGCUGAUUGGAAAGAUAUCCAUCGACCAGUGAAACAAGGAGAUAAAGGAGUAGGGACCUUGUGUUCAGGGGAGGAGGGGGGGGGGGUGUUAGGGAGUUAUUGUAUAAAAGCUUAGCAGCAAAUCUCGUGCACCAUGGUGAGGAGAAUAAUGCGUUGAGGGUUGCUGAUUGAUCUGAUGCGGGGGUCAAUGCGUGCCGGUGGUGAGGACGUGGGUGGCCAAGAGGUUGGAACUGCACGUUAGCGCCGCCGCUGCCAUCCUGGUUCCAGGAUCACCCCGCUGCCAUCCCUGCUGCCAUACGCAAGGCCAUCCACGCGGAGGACUGGGAGGCAAGGAUUAUGCGGUCGAGUGGAAGAAUGUUGCGGUGGUCGUGGUUGGUGACCUUACGGCGGGCCGGAGGCUGAUCAUGCUGAAGUGGACGGGAGAGGAGGCGGCAGUGUCGGAAGUAGCGGCAGCAGCGAGAGGAGUGGCGGCAACCCCAGCAGGGCCUCGGGUUGCGCUAGGCCAUGGAGAAGCAAUGUGGGAUAGGAGAGUCGAGGGAUGUGUGAGCGAUGGACGACGUGUUUUUUUAGAAAACGUGCGUGCGGGGUGAGUUAUGCAGUGAAGGGAGAUAGACAGGAUGCAUGAACAGGCAUCGACUAGAAAUUAAUAGGUAGUAUAGAUAUAGAGUACAGAUCUCCCUAUGUCAUCAUGGGAAAACUUUUGUUACUGAUCUCCCUAUGUCAUAGUCCACAACUCCUUUCAGCUCUAGACUUGUCUGCGUUUAAUAGUUGUACCUUCAAAUUCUGCUCUGUUAUGUUCUAUUCA
Messenger RNA from Brachypodium distachyon (stiff brome), 1448 nucleotides. RefSeq lists its product as uncharacterized. The transcript has 6 exons. Lineage: Eukaryota; Viridiplantae; Streptophyta; Magnoliopsida; Poales; Poaceae. Bases 87 to 635 code for a protein of 182 amino acids. The record is from RefSeq and is a predicted model, not a curated record.